Molecule: messenger RNA, 2064 nt
Organism: Xenopus laevis (African clawed frog)
Lineage: Eukaryota; Metazoa; Chordata; Amphibia; Anura; Pipidae
Gene: oxct1.L
Product: 3-oxoacid CoA-transferase 1 L homeolog
Biological process (GO): ketone body catabolic process
Cellular component (GO): mitochondrion
Molecular function (GO): CoA-transferase activity; succinyl-CoA:3-oxo-acid CoA-transferase activity
Source: RefSeq, marked provisional
CACUGAGUCUGACACUCGGGUAGGAUGGCUGCUGCUUGUAAUCUCCUGGCCACGCUCAGAAGAGGUAUCGCCUUGCAGGCCGGAUGGCAACACAGGAGCAGGGUUAGCGCGGCCUGGAUUGGGCAGAACAAGAGCUGCAGCUGCUAUUUUUCCACCAGCAACCAGCGGCAUUCCAAAUUCUACUCCGACCCCGUGGAAGCAGUGAAAGACAUCCCAGAUGGUUCAACACUACUUGUUGGAGGCUUUGGUUUGUGUGGAAUCCCAGAGAAUCUUAUCUCAGGACUCCUGAAGACUGGAGUUAAAGGGAUCACAGCUGUGAGCAACAAUGCAGGUGUGGAUAACUUCGGCCUGGGCCUUUUGCUUAAGACCAAGCAAAUAAAGCGAAUGAUCUCUUCGUAUGUCGGGGAGAAUGCAGAAUUCGAGCGCCAGUAUUUGGAAGGGGAACUGGAGGUAGAACUGGUACCACAGGGAACUCUGGCAGAGCGGGUACGAGCAGGAGGUGCUGGCAUUCCCGCGUUUUUUACACCCACUGGCUACGGAACGUUAAUCCAAGAAGGCGGAGCUCCAAUUAAAUAUAAUAAAGAUGGCACGAUUGCUAUAGCCAGCCAACCGAAGGAGGUGAAAGAAUUCAGUGGGCGCCAUUUUGUUAUGGAAACGUCAAUCACAGGAGAUUUUGCUUUAGUGAAGGCCUGGAAGGCAGAUCUUGCUGGAAAUAUAGUGUUCAGGAAAACAGCAAGAAACUUCAACCAGCCAAUGUGCAAAGCAGCCAAAGUAACUGUGGUUGAGGUGGAGGAAAUUGUUGAAACAGGAACAUUUUCCCCAGAGGACGUCCACAUUCCCAGCAUCUACGUAGACCGUGUUAUCAAGGGUGAAAGUUAUCAGAAGAAAAUCGAGAGACUAACACUAAGAAAAUCUGAAAAUUCCAAACCCAAGCCCAAAAAAGAGUCUGAUAUUGUAAGAGAGAGGAUUAUUCGUCGAGCGGCUCUAGAGUUCCAAGACGGCAUGUAUGCAAAUUUAGGCAUUGGUAUUCCCAUGUUGGCAAGCAACUUCAUCAAAAAAGAUAUCACAGUCAACCUUCAGAGUGAAAAUGGAGUCCUGGGCCUGGGUCCAUAUCCUGUAGAAGAAGAAGUAGAUCCAGACCUCAUCAAUGCAGGUAAAGAAACUGUGACUGUGCUUCCAGGAGCCGCAUACUUUUCCAGUGAUGAUUCCUUCGCUAUGAUUAGAGGGGGUCAUGUUGACUUGACCAUGUUGGGUGCAAUGCAAGUGUCAAAGUACGGAGAUCUUGCAAACUGGAUGAUUCCUGGCAAGAUGGUGAAAGGAAUGGGAGGUGCCAUGGAUUUGGUCUCCAGCUCCGGAACAAAAGUAGUAGUUACUAUGGAACACUCUGCCAAAGGCGGCUCUCACAAAAUUUUGGAACAAUGCAACUUGCCACUUACUGGGAAACAGUGCGUGGAUCGUAUCAUUACGGAGAAGGCCGUCUUUGAUGUGGACAGAAAGAAUGGGCUGACGCUGAUUGAAGUCGGGGAAGGCCUUUCGGUGGAAGAUAUCAAGAAAUGCACAGGCUGCGACUUUGCAGUUUCUCCAGAUCUCAAGCAGCUUCAGCAGAUUGAGGAUUAAGUAACCUUCGUACUACAGCUCUUGUCGUUUGCCAGUGUAACUAAUCCAUUUGUAUGGACUGUGGUUCUGUAGAGCAGGAAUCUUCAAACUUGAGCUACCCAACUACUGCAGAGCUGGGACUUUCAACCAUAAACUCCCCAACUACCGCAUAGAUCUUUAGCCUCCAAGCUACUAUACAUCAGUGGCUCCUCAGCAGUAGAACAACCUCCAGCCUUGAGCUUCCAAGCUGCUGUAGAGCAGGGACAUUGAGCCUUGGGCUCCCAUGCUUCCCUUCAGCUUCCCGCGGUGAUCUUCUUGAUGAGGUUCCUCAACAGUUGGAGAGCCACAGCUUAAAGAUUCAUACUGACAUCUCGAUGUAUAAAGAACUGAAUUUAUAACAAGUCAAAAAUAACUGUUACACCAGAUUGGUAUUUUUGAGCACUUUGAAUAAAAAAAUUCCGUGAAACA